Messenger RNA from Acanthoscelides obtectus, 249 nucleotides. Lineage: Eukaryota; Metazoa; Arthropoda; Insecta; Coleoptera; Chrysomelidae. The record is from the annotation of a GenBank genome assembly.
AUGUCCCACUUUAUUUCGUCAGGUCGUGACCCACUUUGUUUCGUCGUGACCCACUUUGUUUCGUCAGGUAGUGUCCCACUUUGUUUUGUCAGCUCAUGUCCCACUUUAUUUCGUCAGGACGUGUCCCACUUUAUUUUGUCAGGUAGUGUCCCACUUUAUUUCAUCAGGCCGUGUCCCACUUUAUUUCGUCAGGUUGUGUCCCACUUUAUUUCGCCAGGUCGUCUCCCACUUUGUUUCGUCAGGUCGUAA